CCUAAACCGAGACUUGUAAUGUUCGCCACUUCCUCAUUCAGUCAAAUUGAUAUGGAUUAAUUAGUGAUUUAAUUUCUCUAGAUCGGAGUGGUAGCAUUGUACGCGUAGUAAUUAGGCUUAUCGAUUUGUGACCUCAAAUUUAUUAUUAUGUUAUACAUAUAAAACGUACUGAUCGAGACACAACUUAACACGAACAUUCAUGUUUUAAAACUUAAAUAUGUAAGUUGGCGUGGCCAUUUUGUGUUAUUUUUAUUGGUGUUGAAAUCGCGGAUAUGUUAAUCUAAUGAAAUCAAUGACAGUGAUAGGCUGAUCUUGAGACGCACAAUUUUUAAUAAUUAAGAGUUUGAUACGGACUAUGUAAAUAUUAUUUGUUUAUCGACCUCAAAUGAAAUGUAGGUCAAUGUAUUAUGAGUGCUAAUCAAAAGUACCGGUACGCUCAGAACGCUUAGAUCCAAGUUAAAUGACUCGGUGGAUUCGGUCAGAAUAAAUUGUAUAUAAUUGUGUAUAAUACACACUUAUAUAAGUAUAUAUGCUAUAUAAUUAACAUCAUUGGAUAUUGGAUACCUUCAGAUACAUUCACCUCAACAAGUCUUUUUCUAUAUGGAAUGCGAUAGUGCAUAAUGAUCUUCGUGCAUUAAAUGCAUAGAUAUAUGAAUUAAUGAUGGAGCGGAGACGGUCGAGCAGGAGAUCUCUGAGCAGUGUGAUCGCCGAUUUUCAGACCAGGCGUCGGGUUUUAGGCAUCGAGGAACCUGCUACUGGCAACGAUGAGAAUAUCAAAAUACUACGAAUUAAGGUCAUAGCAGGGGUAAACUUGGCAAAGAAAGACAUUUUUGGUGCUAGUGAUCCAUAUGUACGGAUAUCAUUGUACAGAGGUCACAGAGAGACUGGCAUUAUAGAAACUGUACACACAGCAACGGUGAAAAAGUCCUUGAAUCCAGAAUGGAACGAAGAAUUCUUGUUCAGAGUAAACUCAAGGGACAAUGUUUUGUUAUUUGAAGUAUUUGACUCCAAUCGCUUGACCCGAGAUGAUUUCCUGGGAUUGGUGGAGAUACCGUUAAACCACACUGCCCUUGACACAGAGAGGACUGAUAGAGUUAUUGUGAAGAAAGAUUACAUCCUGCGACCACGAAGUGUACGAUCACGGGUAAGGGGGCAGUUAUGGUUGUAUUUAGCGUAUGUACCAGGUCCAAAUGACAGCACAGCAGAUUACACAAGCGCACCUCAGCAAGAGGUAAAUCCAGGCUGGGAGCUGGUGGAUGGGUUCACAGCCCUGUCUACCUCGGAGGGGGCCUCUGGUAAUGAGGCGUCAGGAGGCUCAGCCUCCGGGCCCGUGAAUACCACACCGCCUACCCCACACCCUGAACCCCUUCCCCCAGGAUGGGAGGAGAAAAGAGACGCCCAGGGUCGUAGAUAUUAUGUGAAUCACAACACACGAAAGACUCAGUGGCAGAGACCUGUAGCCAGGCCACCUGAAGCUGAGGGCCAAGGCAGUACAGACAUGUUACAGUCGAUGGCCCAGGCGUUAUCUAGCACCGUAACUGAGUCCUCACGCCUGCCUGCUGGUUGGGAGGAGAGGAUCGAUGCCAAUGGGCGGGUCUACUAUUGCCAUCACGAAACCCGUCAAACCCAGUGGGACCGGCCCACUGAAAGCUCAGCCUCGGAAGGCGGUGUGACGCCCGAUGAUGCUUGCGCAGCGGCUCUCAAUUACCGACAGCGACGUCACAUCAGUGUAGAGGACACUGUAAGCCUGGGUCCAGAGGGGGAUAACGCGGUGCGCAGAAAUGAAUUUGGUCAACAGGGUAGAUCAAAGUCUGUGGCCAGUGGACCUCGCACGCCGGUGUCCAGUAUAGAUGAGGAACCAUUGCCCGCAGGCUGGGCCACAGGGGUGGCUCCCAAUGGUCGGGUGUUCUUCAUAGACCACAACACUGCCACCACCUCCUGGAUAGACCCCAGAAAGCCUCGGUCAGGCAGUGUUCGCCAGUCACAAGAUGACAAUCUGGCACCAGAUAAGAACAUAGUAAGACCAUCCUCAAAUGUGGACCUGCUGAGCAACCUUGGACCUCUGCCGGAUGGCUGGGAGGAACGAACUCACACAGAUGGAAGAGUGUUCUAUAUCAAUCACAAAACCCGAACUACGCAAUGGGAUGAUCCUAGAUUGGAAAUGUUUGGAGGACCUGCGGUCCCAUAUUCCAGAGACUUUAAGCAGAAAGUGGAAUACUUUAGAUCAAAAUUAAGAAAACCUGCCAAUUUGCCAAAUAAAACAGAUAUUAAAGUCAGUCGAAAGAAAGUUUUCGAAGAUUCUUACCGUGUUGUGAUGUCUAUAAAAAAGCCAGACUUGUUCAAAACAAGAUUGUGGAUUGAGUUUGACGGGGAGACAGGCCUGGAUUAUGGGGGUGUGGCCCGUGAGUGGUUCUUCCUGCUGUCCAAAGAGAUGUUCAACCCGUACUACGGACUGUUUGAGUACUCAGCAACAGACAACUACACACUACAGGUGAACCCUCUCUCAGGCAUUUACAAUGAGGAACACCUCUCAUACUUCCACUUUGUGGGCAGGAUAGCCGGAAUGGCCGUCUUUCAUGGCAAACUUCUUGAUGCAUUUUUCAUUCGACCAUUUUACAAGAUGAUGCUGGGAAAGACAAUUACAUUAGACGAUAUGGAAUCCGUUGACUCGGAGUACUUUAAUUCCAUGUGCUACAUUCGAGACAAUGACCCAGAGCCCCUGGACAUUUACUUCAGCAUAGAAGAAGACUAUUUCGGAGAGAGAACAGAAAGGGAAUUGAAGCCAGGAGGCAAAAAUAUUCAAGUCACAAACCGUAACAAGACAGAAUAUCUUAACUUGAUUGUAAAAUGGCGAUUUGCGUCCCGAAUUGAAAACCAGAUGAAGCAUUUCAUGAAAGGCUUUAAUGAGCUUAUACCACAGAACACUCUCUCCAUCUUUGAUGAGAAUGAAAUGGAGCUUCUGAUGUGUGGUCUCCAAGACAUUGACGUGAAUGACUGGAAGACGCACACAGCAUACAAGGGAGAAUACAACCCCAACCAUCCUGUGAUAGUCAACUUCUGGAAGGCCAUUUAUUCCAUGAACAAUGAGACGCGAGCCAGGUGCCUGCAGUUUGUUACCGGGACAUCUCGUGUGCCAAUGAACGGCUUCAAGGAGCUCCAUGGUAGCAAUGGGCCACAGCUGUUCACCAUCGAGAAGUGGGGCCAGCCGGACAAGUUUCCAAGGGCUCAUACAUGUUUCAACAGAAUAGACCUGCCUCCUUAUGAGUCAUACACAGAUUUAAGGAAGAAGUUACUUCUGGCUAUAGAGAACGCUCAGGGCUUUGAGGGGGUAGACUGAUUAUGGCUGUGUGUUCAUGUGAUGGGUUGCCUGUCAUGGUCCGAGUGUUCAUGUAGCUGGCCUCCAAUAUCUAGAAUCAACAGCCUCAGGAAUCUUUUACAUCAAUCAAAAUUAAUGUUUUACAAUUGCUGUUUGAGUGAAAACAAUACUGGUCAUCAGAUUUAUGCAUAUAAAAUAGGCUAAGCUAAUUUUGUUUGAUAAUUCAGAGCCUGGUAAUGUGUAUAGAGGGUGACAAUGUAAGCAUGGAAACUCAGCAAGGCACCUACCAGUUGAUGUUUAGUAAUAUUGAAGAGAAACUCAACCCACAAAUGUAGUCGGAAUGUUGUGACACAUUUUGUUAUUAUAUUUAAAGAUACUUUAAAUUUGAAACAAAGUAAUUUCUUAGAUGUUUUCCAAUAGCUAGAUGCAAACAAUGGCUUUAAAAAUGUAUGCAAUUAGUUGUAUGUCAGUUGUUCACUAUAUGUGAAGGAUAUCUCUCAAAGAUUCAAUUAUUUAUGUGUUUAAAAUACACUAAGAUGCCAAAAUUAAUAAAACCAUAAAAUACAAUUCUUAAUGCAUUUAGAUAUAAUUCAUUGUGUGUUAAACUGGGAAAAUAUAGAAGUCUCGUAUCUGUUAUGUGAAAUUACAAACAAACAUAAUGUGAGUGAGAAUGUUAUCCCUUUUUGCAUCCAUUUAUUCAAUUUGUUAGUAAAUUGGUCUCUUAAUCAAAAAAGCAAUAAUAUACAUAUUCCAUAUAUAAUAUAUUAUGUACCAAGUAUAUCAAUCACAACAGCUCAUGAUUGGAACAUUAAAAAUUUUCAAAAAAACAAACAAACCCACUUACCUUUAAAUAUCCAAUAAAAAGUGCUUUCAGGCUGCAAUAUUGAUUAUUUGACACAAAUGUCACUUACAUAUUACUGCAGAAUACAGUGAUCCUUCUGCUCCAGGUAAUUGGUGCAAUAGGUUAUUUUACUUGGAUUCUUCGUCGAAUAUUUUGGAAACGUAAUAGAAAAUUGCAUAUUUAUAUAAUUGGGUUUGAUGGAGACCUUGUUUUACAUUUUGAGGAACAGUGGUGGAGCCGUUCAGAUCAUCUUAUAUCCUGCAUAGUAAUAAAGCAUUACUCAAAUGCUUUGAGACAUGUGAGUUGUGUCAUGCAAAACUGGGUCUUACGCAAUAUGCAGCCAAAAUUGCUCCAGACCAGCCUGCGCAUCUGCAUUCAUAUUCUUGUAUCAAGAAUUCGGUGUCUGUUUAAUGUCUGUAAAAUGCUUUGACCUAUGAUUAUCUAAAUUGUUAUGCUGGAUACUUGGUAGGAAAGAAUGAUGCCCAAUGAUUUUAAGGUCAAGGUCAAGGUCACAGAGGAUUGUAACAGUAUAUUUGUAUCUUCAUAAUACUUUGACAAUCCUUUCUCCUAUGAUAAUGCAAAUUGGUAUAGUGAUUACUUGAGUGAAAGGGAAAGUGACUUUUGAUUUUGAAAUCACCAGGACAAAUGUCACAUGGGUUAGUAACAGAAAAGUCCUUUAAGCUUUAUAUUCUUCUUCUUCUUCCGGAUUAAGUGCUGGGCUCCUCUGGAGCAUCGUCGCACAAUGUGAAUAUGUACAUAAGUGUAAAAUAUUUGAAGAACCUGUUGACCAAUUAGCAUAUAAUUUGGUAUAGUGGCUGCAUGUCAUGCAAGGAAAAGACACAGUUUUAUUUUGAUAUUACUAGGUCAAAGAUCAAAGUCACAUAAGGACACAAAUUAUCAAGAAAUUGGUUUCUGUUUUAUAUCUAGAGAACACAUUAACCUAUUACACUGGUAUGAUUGUUACUUAAGAGAAAAGAAUGACACCAUUUAAUUUUGAAGUCAACAGGUUAAAGUUCAAGAUUUUUUUUUCGCACACUAUCUUGACAAGCUUUGACCUUUAAUCAUACAAAUCGGUAUAGUUGUUACUUAGGUAAACAGUAAGACGCCAAUUAAGAUUGGGGCCAUCAGGUUAAAGGGGCUUGUAUCAUCAAAUUGGUUUCCACACAAUAUCUAAAAAAACACUUGAACCAAUAAUAUAUUAGAUUGCUAUGCUGGUUACUUGGGAGGAAAAGAUGCCUUUUGGUUUUGAGGUCAACAUGUUAAAGAUCAAGGUCAUGUGUGCUUGUAACAUUACAGUUGCUUCCACACAAUAUGAUCAUAUAAAUUAGAAGCCUGGUCAGUCUAGAGACUAUACAGGAAGGAAGACUGCUAAUGAUUUCCACAUCAAGAGAAUAAUAGUCAAUAUCAUAGGGACAACGUUGCUUCGUGUUUGAUGGCAAUCAUGUUUUACAAACAUGUCUUGUUAUUUAGCCAGUUUCUCUGAUAUUCCCAUUUUUGUUUACCUAAACAGAAGUCUGUGAUAUGUGUACUGUAAAUACGUGGUAUAUAUGUGGUCUGUACAGUAUAUACCUAGGGAUUGCAGAAAUGGGAGAGUUUAAAUCAAAGCGUUUUGAAUUACGUUUUGUGGUAGAGUGUAACAUAACUUAAAACUCUAAUUUGAUUGCCAUUUUGAUUUUACCAUAUAUAAUAUUUGGUUGUGCAAUACAUAGGUGUUAAAGAUCCUAUUAAUUCUUGAAAUGUGUUUCCAUAUUGAUGGCUAUGGAAUCUUAUGAAAUGAGUAUGCAUUUAAGCCCCAAAAACACUCAAAAUCAAUGAAUAUUUCAUAAAAUAUUUGGCAAAGUUUAAUAACCAAUGAAAAUCAGUGUUCCUUAUAGCAAUAGCCAAAAUUCAAAUGCUAGAUGUAGUAUGGUAACAUACAUUUAAAGAGAUUUGAAACGCAUGUUGUUGUUUUUUAGUGUGACAAUAUAUCACAUGACUAUUCUUGGCGACGAUAUCCAAAGAUUUAUGAGCAAACACGUGAUUGGCUUCAGGCAGCGUUGGAACCACGACGUAUUUCUCAUAAAUAUCCAGAAGCCAAUCCCAUGUUUGCUCGUAAAUGUUCGGAUAUGGUCGUGGGAAAUUCACAUGGAAUGUAUUGUCACACAAAAAUAAAAAUGAGCAUUUUGUAUCUGGUUACAGCUAUGUUACCAGACCUCAUAUAGUGUUGGAAUUUUGGAAAUUGCUAUAAGGAACACUGAUUUUGUAUGUGUCGACUUUAUUUUUUGAAAUAUUUUAGGAAAUAUUUGUUGACGUUGAGUAUUUAUGGGGCUUUAAAAUUGUAUGUAAGUUGAUUUAGGUAAUCUGUAAGAAGAUGCAAAUACAGAAUUAAUUCUAUGAACAAAUGUCAGCUGACUUGAAUGUUUUUUUCUCAAAGAACUGCACAGGACCAACAUGCUUUUUGAGAUAAAUUUUACAGAUUUUGAAAUCUGUCAAUCAUGCUCUCUUCACAACUGUGAAAGUGUGUGCUCUAGUUGUUAGAUGAGUAUCUGCUAGUAUAGGAAAACCAUAUGCUAACAUUACAAUCAGAGUAGCUUGCAUAGACAAUUGGCUUAAUUAAUACAACAUUAAAAAAUGUGUACCAAACAAGGUGAAGUAUUUGCUUGUAUCGUAUGAAAUGUGGACAGAAUUUUUUUUAAUAGCACUGUUAGUAUUGACACUCACUUUUUUUCAAAACUUAUAUUAUGAAAGAAUAAUGACUGAUUGAAAUGUAAAUGCAGAAACGUUCAGUGGGCAUUAAGAAAAGAAGUGUGAAAGAAUAUCAAAAUUUCAGAGGUCAUAUACACCAACAUAGUAGCUCUUGGAAAAACUGGGUUUAAUGCUUGUGCAUCAAAUUUAGUCUCAGAUUAGCCUGUGCUGUUCUCAUAGGAUAAUAUGGAAGGAUGCUUUUUGCAUUGACUACAUUUUCGUUUAAAAGAAACUUCCUUGAAAUCAAAAAUAUUCUAUUAAAGCGGAUAGUGUAUUCCAUAGCUAAUCUCGGAAAAUACUUAAUGCAACUGCAUAAAGUGUGGUUUUCCCAUAUGCCUCAUGUUUCUUAAUGUACCCUUUGAAAUACAGACAAAUAACAUGUUGCACCAUAGCAAAUGUAUAGUCUUGAUUACUAUAUAAUGUUCUCAAAACAAUAUUUUUGCUUUCACUUUCGAGUUAAUGGAAUCUUGGAUGAGUUCAAAAAUGGUUCCGGUUGGUUGAAAAACAUGGCUGCCAGGGGGCGGGGCAUUUUUCCAUAUGUCCCUUAUAAGUAAAGCCUUGUUAACACUCUAGAGGCCAUAUUUAUUGUCCAAUCUUCAUGAAACUUGGUCAGAACAUUUUUUUAAAUGAUAUCGUGGAAGAGUUCGAAAGCAGUUCUGGUCUGUUGAAAAAACAUGGUUGCCAGGGGGCAGGGCAUUUUUACUAAUAUGGCUUUAGUAAAACCUUGUUUUCUUAAAACUUUAGAGGCCAAAUUUAUUGUCGAUCUUAACAAAACUUGGCCAGAAGAUUUUUCCACAUGACAUCAUGGCUGGUUCUUGUUGGUUGAAAAACAUUUCCCCCAAGGAGCGGGGCCCAUUUUUUCUUAUAUGGCUUUAGUUAGUAGUUAACCUUGUUAACACACUUGAAGCCACAUUUAUUGUUCAAUCUUCAUGAUGCUUGGGCAUUAAAUUUGAUCUAAUAAAAUCUUGGAUGAGUUUGAAAAUGGUUCUGGUCUGUUAAAAAACAUGACCGCCAAGGUGCAGGAAUGUUUCCUUAUAUGGCUAUAGUUAAACCUUGUUAACCUUGUAAAAGUCAGUUAUUGUACAGUCUUCAUGAAACUUAGUCAGUACAUUUGUUUUAAUAAUAUCUUGGGCUGCAAAGAAAUGGUCAGUUCCUUUGUAUCUCAUGUGAGCGACUUUUGGUCUUUCAGACCCUCUUGUUACACAAGUUUCAUAGUUACAGAAUUAGCAAUUAAUUGUUUUAGUAUGAAACAAAUACACUUAAUUUUUAUUUGGCAGAUAGUUAUGCAAAAAAGUAUUAGUACUUAUCUUCUCAUUUGAUGUAUAUAAUAAGGUACAUGUAGUAAAAGGUAUCAGUUUUUGGUACAGAGUGGCACAAAUAUUUGUUUAGAUACACCGACAAUACUAAAAAUAUGCAUCUGGAAUUCUGAUACAUACUGUGAGGUGUUCAUGGGUGUCUCAAACCUUGUAUAUAUGUGUCUUUAUGCACAUAUGUUUAUUGUUACUCUGUAAUAUUAAAGAUUGUUUUUUACUGGAAUAGUGUAUAUAUAAAUGGAAACAUAAAGCUGUACAUGGAUGAUAAUUGAAAAUAAAUAUGUUUACAAAAACA
Dreissena polymorpha is the source of this 8489-nucleotide messenger RNA. Its product is annotated as E3 ubiquitin-protein ligase NEDD4-like. The transcript is spliced from 26 exons. Gene Ontology annotation, molecular function: sodium channel inhibitor activity; ubiquitin protein ligase activity; protein binding. Gene Ontology annotation, biological process: regulation of dendrite morphogenesis; ubiquitin-dependent protein catabolic process. Bases 659 to 3337 code for a protein of 892 amino acids. Lineage: Eukaryota; Metazoa; Mollusca; Bivalvia; Myida; Dreissenidae. The record is from RefSeq and is a predicted model, not a curated record.